This is a messenger RNA of Phasianus colchicus (ring-necked pheasant), 5804 nucleotides long. Lineage: Eukaryota; Metazoa; Chordata; Aves; Galliformes; Phasianidae. The record is from RefSeq and is a predicted model, not a curated record.
GGGGGUUGAAACCAGAUGACCAUUAUCAUUGUGGUCUUUUUCAACCCAGGCCAUUCUAUGAUUCUAUGUAUAAAAUAAGCAUGUGUUAUCAAGCCAUGUUGUCUUUUAAAGAAACUUAGAAUUGGCAUGUGUUUUCCUGACAUAACCUGGGUGAAAACAGUUAGUGCCUAAAUUUCAAUUACCUUUCUAGGUAGCUUGUGAGGUGAUGAAGGCACCUGAGUAUUUUAUUAGGGUUAUAUGUAACUCUCAAUUAUCCGAGAGCUCAUCUUGUGCACUGUGGUAUUGUAAAUCCUAUUAGCUAUCUUGUUCCUGUUACAAAAGUUCUACCAGACUAUUCUGCUCCUUGGGAGAGGUUGUACUACAUGAUGACAGCUGCUAUAGACUGAGUGGUAAUUCUUAUUCUCAGACUGUAGGUCUUUGCUAGUGUCAUCUGAUGGACACAGCAGUCAUCUUGGUGCCAUGACUUCCUCCUACAAGAGCAGUAUAGUUUCAGGGUGCUUUGCUUGGGAUCUCUGAUGUGCGUGCUUGCCCUCACAGAGUGGCUGGUUUAGUAAGAACAUCUGGUCAGCCCAGCACCAUUUGGUUAGCUGGCAUAGAAUGUUGUGAGGGAGCACAUUUCCAUUCUAGUGAUGAAGCUUAGAGUACAAAAUGUGCAAUGACGUUGGUCAGUAUUGUCCAACUUGUUUCAAAGGUAUCAAAGCAAAGCCCAAAAGGAGGAUAAAAACAUCACUGUAAAGGUAUAAUGCUUCUUCAGUGAGAUGUUAUAAACUAGAAUGAGGUGAAGAAGAAAAAAGAAAAAACAACUGGGAUAACCUGAUUCUUAAAGGAGAUAGGAAGUGUCCACGUACUGUGCAUGCUGGUUUUGCUUAAUGAUCCAUGAGAGAAUGUGGAUUAAUGACUGCAGCAACAGACCUUGCAGCAAGCCUUCAACUGUCCACUGGGUCUAGCUCUUCACCCUUGGAGUGAGCAAGUGAGAGGUGAGAGUGUUCAGAGAUCGCUGUGACACCUCCAUGUCAUGCAUUCUUCCAUCUGUGCCAUAAUAGCCAUCAGAAGGAGCUCUGUCUCUGAGUACUUGGGAGUGCCAGAAAUAUUCACACCACCUGGGUCAGCGAUAAAGCCUCAAGUCUAUGCUGAGAUGCUGCACAGUGUGUUCUGGAGUUCAGGACGGUACAUCUCUCAGACAAAAGACCCUCUUCCUGACCUCUCAUUGGUACUCAAAGAUAUUGCCUGAGAUGGACUCAGGAGGGAGGAAUGUGAAGCCAUGGAAGAUAGCUGUCAUCGUUGUGUCAGUGAUAACCGGUCUGGCCAUCAUCAUUGGCUUGAUUUCUUAUUUUUUGUGCCAUUAUCAGGACCGAUAUUACAAUGCAACUUUCCUUAUCACCAAUGUCCCAUAUGACCUUCAGUAUGGAAGGCAAACGACAGAGGAGUUCAGAUACCUGAGCCAAGAGAUUGAAACUAUGAUGUCUAAAGUAUUUAAGGGGUCCUUUCUGAGCCGCAAGUACAUUAGAUCCCAUGUCAUCACUCUAAGCCCAGAUCCUGGUGGAGUGCUUGUAUCUGUUGCUCUGGUAUUUAAAUUUCCCUCAGCUGACAGUAAGGCAACAAGCUGGAGUCAUGUCAACAGUGUGUUGCGUAGAAGGCUUGAAACAAGCUCAACGUUCUUGAAUGUUGACCAGUCUACUAUUAAACUCACAGAAUUGAAUAAGGAGAAUGGAGAUAACCUUAUAAACAACUUCUGUGGAAUACGAAAGGAGGCAUUCUCCUUCUCAGGAGUGGAAAGAAUAACUGAUGGACAACGUGCACGGGAUGGAGAAUGGCCAUGGCAAGCUAGUAUUCAGCUUGAUGGGACACAUUACUGUGGUGCAUCAGUGAUCAGUAAUACAUGGCUAGUGACUGCAGCCCAUUGUUUUAAGGCAGGAAGAGAACCUCGGAGAUGGACUGCCAGUUUUGGAAUUCUGUUGAGGCCUCCAAAACAGAGAAAAUAUGUCCGAAGAAUUAUCAUUCAUGAAAAAUACAAUGGCCUUUUCCCUGAUCAUGAGUAUGAUAUAGCUCUUGUGGAACUUGCCUCAUCUAUUGAGUUCACAAGUGAUGUGCACAGUGUCUGUCUUCCUGAAGCAUCUUACAUAUUACGAGAUAAUACUUCCUGUUUUGUCACAGGUUGGGGAGCUUUGAAGAAUGAUGGCCCUAGUGUUAAUCAGCUUCGACAAGCAGAAGUAAAAAUUAUUAGCACUGCAGUUUGUAAUAGACCACAAGUGUAUGCUGGAGUGAUAACACCGGGAAUGUUGUGUGCUGGAUACUUAGAGGGACGGGUGGAUGCCUGCCAGGGUGACUCUGGUGGGCCACUGGUGAAGGCAAACUCCAGAGGAAUCUGGUAUCUCGUGGGAAUAGUGAGCUGGGGUGAUGAAUGUGGCAAGGCAGAUAAACCAGGAGUGUACACGCGAGUGACUUCUUAUCGAGACUGGAUCGCUUCCAAAACAGGCAUCUGAAACCUUCAGUUGUUUAAGUUUUGUGGGCUGUGUGAAGGGCUAUUCCUUUAACACGUUCUGCUCUGUGGUUACCCUCUGAACAGCUGCUGCCUUGGCACGUGAUGAUGUAUCAAGUGCUGGCAAGCUUGGAGUAGUCUAGGACUUGAAAUUGGUUUGGCCUACAACCAGAAAGGAAUGAACUCAAUCAUGUGACACAGCAGUUUGUUCAGGAAGUACUCUAUCAAAGGGACAAAGACUUUGGUUUCUGUGCAACAUAGAGACCCUCUUCUCUGUGUCCAAAUUUUCUGGCUGCUACUCUGUGGGCCAAGCAUGAGCCCACAGAUCCGUUUAUCAGGAUCUAAAAACAGUUGUAACUAAAAUGUGACCCAUCCAUUUGCUGUGUGCUUCUAAGGCCCUGCCUGUCUGUAGACCAGCCACCAUUGAGGCCCUGACUCUAAGACUGCUGCACUUCUGAAUUCUCCUCGAGUUUUUUUUCCUGCAUUGUUCCAUGGAGCAUGUGCUGAUAAUGAACAGAAGUUUGCUUAGAGAAAUUUCAUUUCCUAGAAUCAUGUCAUACAAUUACCUAAGUGAACUCAGAAGUAUUUUUUGCUGUGUUGUCCUGAAAAAGUGAUUGCUGAAAAAAGCCAGUUUCUAUCCACCGCCUUUGAAUGUGUCUACUUCCUGCUUCUUAUGAACAGCCCCUACCACAGCAUUUGCCAUGAAAGUGAUUUCUGGACUUGAGAUCAAGUAGUACUUUGUGUUCACACUAGUCUAUUUGCUAUACAUAAAUAUCUGGUUGAAUGAAAUUCCAUUUUAAAACUUUCCAGAUUGUAUUGUUUUUAAUAAAAGUCCUAAGCUCUUUUGUGCAGGUUUGUAACAACCUCAGUAUGAACAUUGCCAAAAACUAUCUCCAAACCUGCUUAUUCUCAUGAAUGGUGUUCUCAAAUCUUAUUAAUAUAGAAAAGUUCGUCUGUAUCUCUUCAGUUACGUUAAAAAAAAAAAAAAAAAGAGUUGUGGUGGAAAUAUCUAUCUGCAUGUCUACUUCAGAACAAAGAAUGAGCCAUAAGUCAAAGUAAAGAUCUUUUUCCUGUCAGGAAUUAAUGACUGUGUUUUAUUGAUAGACCAUAGAUAACUCAUCUGGUCUCACAAACUUCAUAGUCUCUCUACCUUCAUUUUCAGGAGAUGAUGUUUCUCAAACUUUCUAUACCCUAGAAGUGGAAUGUGCCUACUCUUGAUGAAGAUGCCUUCCUUAAUGUAUCUGCAGAGUAUCUCCAAUGUUUUAUUCUGGUUGCUAAUAUGGACAACAGUGAGUGAUCUUAACUGCUAGAUACAGGAGUUACUCACUUGCUUCUGAUAGUCAGAAGAGGAAGAACUCAGCAAAGGAAAUACUAGCCACACUGCCAACAACCAAAGCUGAUGCAGUGUGGCAGACAAGCUAGGCCAGAAAAGACAAGCAAAGAAACAUCUUCAUAGUUAAAAGUUUUUGGCAUCUUCAUAGUUAAAAGAUCUGAGAAUAAAGGGCCCUCACUAAUUUUACUCUUAGGAUUUAAGUGUUGUCCAAAUUCAGUACAGGUCAGUUAACAUCAUCAAUGUUAAUACUAGGGAUCUUUGCAGCUUGCUUUAAGCCCUGCCCAACAGAGCUGCAACCCCUCAACUUUGUGGAAUUACUUUUACACAUCCCGUGAUUUAGGUGCCUGGAAGCACAGUGAACCAUGCUUUGUCUUUACUGGAGGUGUGGGGUGUUUGGACUCUCAAAAAAGAUUUGCAUGAAGGAGAAGGGUCUGAGGCGGUGGUUCUGUGCUUGUAUAUGUUGUGAACACCCAGCAUUUAAAAUGUCCUCUUAGGGAGCUUUUUGUAUGGAAUACUGUAUGAUCCAAAAAUAAAAUCUGGGUGGCCUAAGUUUUAGGCAGGGAAUAAGAAGUACCAAAGUGGUUCCAUAGGUUUGAGGCAGAGAAAUCUCAUUUUAGUGCCUUAAGCAGAACUUGAAUUUGAAUUAUAUUGCCUUUAUAUUAUGCAUGACAAAUGUAAGAAUUUUUUUUUUUUUGGCUGGUAACUAUACCCAGACAGUGAGUCACCCUGAAGAAAAGCAUUAUUACAAGACUCCAGGACUUUACAGUUCCCAAAGCAUUUCAGAUUUGGGUUUUCAAAGGACAAACUUCAUUGUAAUUCAGGAACAUAAUAUUGUUAGACCUGCAAAUCUCAGCUAUUUCACUGUUUUCCAAAAAACAGGUAAGUAGAUGUCCAAAAUAUUUCUUUUGAAUUUUUUUGAACUUUCUAGUUGUGCUUGAACAAAAUGAGAAAGUGUUAAGCAUUUUUCUCUGUGCAGAGGGCUUCUAUGAAUGUAAUCCUUCCAAGUAGUGCACACAAAGCUGAAAAAGUGAACUUGAUGUUUGCUUUGAUUUUUCUGGUUCUGGGAAUCCAGCUGGAAAGAUCUAGUACAUGAUUCACCUUAAUGCUGAGCGCCAGUGCAGGGUAGCCAGGAGGGGGGCUGUAGAGGAACAGACACCUACACAGUGUGUGUUUUGGGAGCCUUUUUUUGGAUUCCAGUUUUCAUCAUGGCAGCUGGAACAAGUUUUCCUGUCUGGUUUCUCCUGGAAGCAGUGUGGUUUGCAUGUUCUUGACUAUGUUAAGUAGUAUAAAUGAAAAUGCAAUAAAGUCACUUCAAAGAAUGGCCCUCAUCCACAGGAAUGUUGGUGCAGAUGGACCUGAUGGAUCCGGAUCCUUUUUGUAUGGCAAAACCACGAUGACAUCAGCAUUGUCGAGCUUUCCCUGAGAGCAACUGUGGAAACCUGAAAUAAUAUGGGCAGCAAAAAUUGUUUGCUUUAGGUCGUCUAGCAGAUACGUAUUUUUUCUAAUCUGAAGUCUUAAUUUUUUAUGAAAUCACAAGAUUUAUCUGUUUUCCACUAUGUUUUUGUUUGGAAUUAUCAUCAAGGUGGAAUGAGAUGCAUCUAACUAUAUAAUCAGACAUGACACACUGGAACAUGUGUUAAUUUAAUAAAAACAGUUAAAAAUAAUGUCUUAUCUCCAUGUAUUUGUUAAUUUCUUGUGUCAUGGCAAACAACUGUGAGCUAGGGACUGAUCUGUUUUACAGCAGUGUGUGUUUGCAGUGAUUCUGUACCAUGUACUUAUGUACUGGCUUUUAUGUGGUCCUUGACCAUCUGUCUUCAUUGGUGUGUUUGAGGAGUGUUGCUGUGCUCAUAUGUAUAGGACUUAACCCACCUGCCUUAAGGUUACCUAGUUUUGCAUGCAUUCAGGCAAAAGCAAGGUCAUGUGUCAGCCACUAGAGGGUGAAUCGUCUUGUCUAAGAGCCUUAAUCUCUUAGCUACUCGUGUUGCUCUGUUU